Messenger RNA from Paramecium tetraurelia, 1671 nucleotides. RefSeq lists its product as uncharacterized. Gene Ontology annotation, cellular component: cytoplasm; nucleus. Gene Ontology annotation, molecular function: MAP kinase activity; ATP binding. Gene Ontology annotation, biological process: protein phosphorylation; intracellular signal transduction. The record is from RefSeq and is a predicted model, not a curated record. NCBI's taxonomy places the organism in Eukaryota, Ciliophora, Oligohymenophorea, Peniculida, Parameciidae. The transcript has 5 exons.
AUGGAGAAUGAUAAAUAAUCCUAAUUUGAAGAUCAUAUAUUAUAGAGAUUUACACUUCUAGAAUUUAAGGGCAAAGGUGCAUAUGGAGUGGUUUGGAAAGCACAUGAUAAAUAAACUAAAUCAAUAGUUGCUUUAAAAAAAGUGUUUGAUGCGUUUCACAAUAAAACUGACUCAUAAAGAACAUUUAGAGAAGUAAUCUUUUUGGAACAAGUAUCAAAAAAUGUGAAUAUCAUUAAAUUACUUUAAGUGAUAAAAGCUUAAAACAAUAGGGACAUAUACAUGGUCUUUGAAUACAUGGAAACAGAUCUGCAUAAAGUUAUAAGAGCAAAUAUACUAGAAACAAUCCACAAAAAAUAUGUUGUCUAUUAAUUAUUAAAGGCAAUUAAAUUUUUGCAUUCCGGUGACAUUAUUCAUAGAGAUCUAAAACCAGCAAAUCUAUUAAUAAAUGCUGAUUGUAUGGUAAAGUUAGCAGACUUUGGAUUGGCGAGAACAGUGAAUAAUUCAAGUGAAGAUGAUGAAUUUUUACAAGUUCCCAUAUUAACCGAAUAUGUGGCUACUAGAUGGUAUAGAGCACCAGAAAUACUUUUAGGUUCUCAAAAAUACUCAAAAGCCGUAGACAUGUGGAGUAUAGGGUGUAUAUUGGGAGAGAUGAUCCUAGGGAAGGCAAUAUUUCCCGGAACUUCAACGAUGAAUCAAGUCGAAAUGAUCUUGGAAAUAUUGGGUACUCCAACUGAGGAAGAUAUCAAGUCGAUUGCAGCCCCUUUGGCCAAGCAUAUCUUAGAUAACUUUUAAUAUGUGAAGCCAAAGAACUUUAAGACAGUAUUUAGUUAAGAGAGCGAUGACACUUUAAGUUUCCUUAAGAAUUUGUUAGUCUUUAAUCCUUAAAAAAGAUUGACUGUGGAAUAGGCAUUAGCUCAUCCCUACAUAGCAGAAUUUGCAGGUUCAGAGGAUGAAAAUGUAAUAGAUUUUCCAAUUCAAACCUUUAUGGAUGACAAUGUAUAAUAUAGCAUAGAAGAAUAUAUGACAACACUUUAUUAGCACAUCAAUCAAAAAAACACACAAUAAAAUUUGUUUAGUUCACAUUAAUCUCCUACAAAUGCUAUGAAACCUUCAAGUGCAAUUUAAUAAUCAACUACUCCUAUGAGUGCCGUAGAAAAGAGAAACAAAAAGGGGGAUUCCAUUGAAGGUUCUAAUUAUAAUUCGGAAAACAAAUAAUAAAUUAUAAAGCAGGAAGUCAAGAAAAAGGUAAGUGAGGAUAAUCAAAAUUAGAAGAUGAGUGCUUUCGAAAAAUUUAAAUCAAUAGAAAAUAUGAUUAAAAUGUAAAAAGCUAAAUUAGGUACAAGUAAUGGCUAAAUUACAGUAUAAAAUAGUUCCAAACUAUAGUAUGGCAAUAAAUCAGUCAAUAUUACGAGGGCUGAAAGUUUAAAAAAGAAAGAAGCUUCUUGUGUAUUUUAUUUUGUUGAAUUUUAGGAAUUAUUAGUUCCAAGUCCAGCUGCAAAAUCCAAAAUUUAAAAAAUAGUUAGUUAAAAUACCUUUAAGGAUCCAUAAAAAAUAUAAACCAUUAAGUCUCAAUCAAAAUUACCCAAGCAUGAAAGCCAACAUGAUAAAUUCUUGAAUAAGAAAACCUAUCUAUAAUAUAUUUUAAGUGGGAAAGCUAAACUUUAAAAAUGA